AUGGCUUCUGUAUCGUCGCUAGACCAGGACAUGCGCAACUUGCGCUUGUCCAAAUACACUCCGCAAGCCGCCAAUGAGAUCCGUUCUUGGAUUGAACAAACUCUCGGCGAAACACUGCCAUCUGGCGACCUUCUCCGGGAUGUACUCAAAGACGGCGUGGUCCUGUGCAGACUCGCCAACUUGGCUCUCCCUGCUCCUGGCAUCAAGUUCAAAAAGUCCGCCAUGCCCUUUGUCCAAAUGGAAAACAUCUCACACUUCCUGCGAGCGUGCGAAUCCCCUCCGCUAAACAUGCCUGCCCACGACCGUUUCCUGACCGUCGAUCUGUUCGAGUCGAAAGAUCCCGCUCAAGUUCUGCAGUGCAUCAGCGCCUUCAGUCGCGUUGCUCAUGCUGUCAGUCCGGCUAACUUCCCCAACACCAUCGGUCCCCAAAGGAGCGCAACCUUGAGUCCCGCUGGUGCUGGCCCUACCACCAGGAAUGCUCGUACCGUUCCGCCAAGUCCUCUAUCUGCGAAACCCUCCUAUGCAGUACCUUCCGCCAAACCCUUGAGCCCUGCUUUAAGUGGAGGAUCACCAGGCUCGCGCGCAUCCGACAACGGUCUCAAAUCAACCCGAGGCACAGUUAGUAGCUGGACCAAGGCAGGCGAUCGGGGAAACACUGCUCCCGCAUGGAAUAUUGCUCAAUACGGAUAUAUGGGUGGUGCCAGUCAAGGCAACCAAGGUGUCAUGUUUGGUGGCAGACGACAAAUCACUACUGCUGCACCUCAUGUUCCUGGUCAAGGUGAAUCUGGCUUUGAGAAGAGACGCCGCGACAGAGAAGCCGAGGAAGAACGCCUGCGACAAGAGGCCGACGACGCCGAAUACAAGAGGAAGACCGAACAGGAGGCUGAGGAAGAGCGCGAUCGCAUGGUUGAAGAACAAAAGUGGGAAGAAGAAACUCGCCGUACACGAGAACAGGAACGACAACGCAUUCUGGAGCAAAAACGACAAUGGGAGGAGCAAGAGCGCAGAUGGAAGGUCGAAGAGGAGGCUCGUCAGAGAGAACAGGAGGCAGACACGGCCGACGUGAAAGUAAAAGGACAACAAGCCGAUCAAGAUGCUCGUAGGCCCAGCGCGCAUGAGGAUACGCCGGAAAGGCUCAGAGUGCGCGACCUCGAAAAGCAGCUCGAAGAAGCAAGGGAACGGGAACGCCAGUAUCAGCAAGAGCGCGAGGAGCGUCAAAAUAGCAUACAUUCGCGACCUUCUACUGCGAGGUCGGAGCAGGCAGCAGACCCGGUGCAAAGGGCACCCUCACCAAAAGACAGCGAAGUAUCCUGGGCACCAGUAGAGGAUGAGGUGUUAAACAGGAAAGUGGCUGCGCCUGAGACGAGCCGUGGCUCAUCGCGACCCCUUCCCACGCCGUCAUCCAGACAAACGCCUGUGCUUCCUGAACGAACAGCAUCUCCAGCAGGACCACGGCCUCUACCAGAUCCUUCGGCAUACCGACCUGUCUCGCCAGCGCAGACACGCACCGACCGGUAUCUCGCCGACAACCCAGCACCCGUGUCGACUAAGCCGGUUGCUCACCAGCCACGAGAGAUGGGAUACACAUCAACUUAUGAAGAGCAAAGCGACAGAGAGCGCCGGAUUGCAUCGCAACAAACGACAAAGGCAGGAGGCUGGGCAUCCAAAUCACUUCUGGAACGAGAAAUGGAACGUGAACGCGAGAGACAGCGAGAGUGGGAAGCUAAUCAGCAAACGAACAAGGAAGUAGCCAAAGACUUGAACCAAGGAAGUGGCGCUGGACAAAGCUGGGAUGUGCAUCAAUAUGGCUACAUGGGAGGAGACAGCCAGAACCGAGGUAGCAGUUCGGGCAGUGGGAUUGGAUUUGGUGGACGGCGCCAGAUCAUCGGACCCCGCCCUCCCCCAGGCUCAUGA
Messenger RNA from Aureobasidium subglaciale EXF-2481, 1914 nucleotides. RefSeq lists its product as uncharacterized. Gene Ontology annotation, molecular function: protein binding. The transcript has a single exon. Bases 1 to 1914 code for a protein of 637 amino acids. NCBI's taxonomy places the organism in Eukaryota, Fungi, Ascomycota, Dothideomycetes, Dothideales, Saccotheciaceae. The record is from RefSeq and is a predicted model, not a curated record.